AUGACCAAGCUGUGGGGCGGCUACAGCCUGUUGUACUUCGAGGGCCAGGAGAAGGCCCACAACCAGGACCUGGGCCUGGCCGGCUCCUGCCUGGCCCGCUUCAGCACCAUGCCCUUCCUGUACUGCAACCCGGGCGACGUCUGCUACUACGCCAGCCGCAACGACAAGUCCUACUGGCUGUCCACCACGGCCCCGCUGCCCAUGAUGCCCGUCGCUGAGGAGGAGAUCAAGCCCUACAUCAGCCGCUGCUCCGUGUGCGAGGCCCCGGCCGUGGCCAUUGCCGUGCACAGCCAGGACGUGUCCAUCCCGCACUGCCCGGCCGGCUGGCGCAGCCUGUGGAUUGGGUACUCCUUCCUCAUGCACACAGCCGCCGGGGACGAGGGGGGCGGCCAGUCGCUGGUGUCACCGGGCAGCUGCCUGGAGGACUUCCGUGCCACGCCCUUCAUCGAGUGCAACGGGGGCCGAGGCACGUGCCACUACUACGCCAACAAGUACAGCUUCUGGCUGACCACCAUCGCCGAGCAGAGCUUCCAGGCCUCACCCUCGCCCGACACGCUCAAGGCGGGGCUCAUCCGCACGCACAUCAGCCGCUGCCAGGUCUGCAUGAAGAACCUGUGA
This is a messenger RNA of Sorex araneus (European shrew), 618 nucleotides long. Its product is annotated as collagen alpha-2(IV) chain. The record is from RefSeq and is a predicted model, not a curated record. Lineage: Eukaryota; Metazoa; Chordata; Mammalia; Eulipotyphla; Soricidae. Gene Ontology annotation, cellular component: collagen trimer. The transcript has 3 exons. The coding region runs from base 1 to 618 and encodes 205 amino acids. Gene Ontology annotation, molecular function: extracellular matrix structural constituent.